AUGAACGAAACUGAUUUCGUCAGAGAAGCUUAUAUUGCUGGAGUUUUACUGGUUACGGUAAGAAUAUUAGAUUUAUUUCAGAUUUAGAUUUUCAGCAGUAUUAAUUAUAAUGAAAGAAAUUUGCAAAAUUAGGUUUCGCUAAUUGGAUUCUUCUUCAACUUUUAUAUUUUUUCAAUAUAUUUUGUCUCAAUUUUUUCAUCCAACACUUCUGGUUUUCACCUAAUUUGUUUCUCAAAAUCAUUUUCGAAUUCUUUGAUUUGUUUGAUUAAUUUAUGUUGGACAGGUCCUGCAACGAUUUUGUGGGUUUUGAAAAAAACACAUUUUUCAUUUGGUAUCAUUGAAGUUCAGAUUUUCCUCAUUUCUACCUUCAUUUUGGAAUAGUCUUCUAGGUCAAUUGAAUGAGUACGGUCUCUAUGUUAUGGGUAAAUUUGAAUUUUCAGAAGUUGAAGUUUGACAACUAUUGAGAACAUGUUUAGGUCCAUUUUCUCAACUUAUUAUGUCUAUUGAUCGUUUUCUGAUCAUGUUUUUUGCAAUGAGUGUAACUGAACAUCAGAGAUAUCAAUUUUCAAAGGUACGCGGUAUGAGUUGGUUUUAUUGUGAUUUUUUAAGUUGAUUUUCUCAGGUUUCCUUAUUUUUCUGUUGGUCUCUCUCAACACUUUUCAUGUUUAUAUCAUAUCCAAAUAAUUGUUGGGUGUUUUAUUCGAUCAAAAUUCUCAACUACAAUGUUAUAAACUCGUCUUGUGAUAAAAUAAAUCUCAAAAUUCUCACAACUUUAUGUUACACUUUAUGGUUUAUUUCAACACUUUGUCAAGUUUCAAUUUUUGCACGGCUUUUGCAUAUGGUAUAAAAAUCUAUUGAAAUACUCUGAAAAUUGAUCCUCUCUCACUUUCAGAGAAGUUCAUCAUCGAAUUCUUUUAUACAGCGUGGAAAAACAAUCCGACUCUUUGUUCAAUGUAUGAUCCAAGAUACUUUAUAUACCCUGGAUCUCAUUAAUUCUCACAAUUUUUUCAAAGUCAAUUCAGUUUUCGGCCAAUUUUUUGUCUACACAUUUUCCCUUGUUUUUGUUCAUACAAUUGAUGGACUUAUUAUGUGUCUAUUUCAUGCAAGAUGCGAAACUUUUAAAAGAUUCAAAGCAUUGAAUCAUUCCAAACAAAUUGUUCAACACAUCAGGGUUAAAUCUGCUUGAAAAAAUGGAUAUGAAAUCAAACAUCAGUCUCGAAAUGAAGGUGAUAAUUAUUAUUUUAGAAAGUAUAACUCACAUUUCUCAAAAAAAAAAGUUGCUUUUUUCUUUGAAAAUAUUUCUAAAAAUUCGUAUAUUUUUGCAAAUAAACUAUUGUAUAACAAUUCAAAAAACAAUCUGCAACUAGUUUUUGAAUUGGACUAUGGAAAUUUGAAAAACUGCUUGAUGAAAGAAUAUAUUAUUAAUCAAUUUAAAAUUAAUUAUCUUUGGGAAACUUCUUGUUUCAUUGUUUUUCUAUCUUUUAUCACUAAUUUAUUUGGAACUCAUAUGUUAGUUUAUCAUUCAAAAAAAAGAAAAUAAACUGUACCGAAUAAUUUUAAUAUUUUCUCAACUUUCUGUUUUUAUUUGUCAAUCAUAUUGGGGUUUAUUUCAAUGCACAAUUGUUCUUUUUCCAUUUCCUGGUGCAAUUUCAAUUGGUUUACUUUCCCAUUAUUUCUCUACAGUAACCCUAGCAUUCUUCUGGAUUCUAUUAUUUCUUAUUCAUUUCAUUCUAUUUUUCUCUGUUUUAAUUAUUCGAUUAAAAAUUGUUGAAAGAUUUAUAAGUCGAAAAUCGUCAAAUCAUUAUAUUUAUAUUUGUUUCAUUGUUACUUUUUGUUUCGCCAUUACUAUUUCUUCAAUAUUUUUCAUUUAUUCAAAUGAUGUAUCAUUCGAAAUACUUGAAGAAUCAUAUUUAAAAUAUAUUGAAUUUUCAAAUAUUUAUGGUAUUCUUAUUAUAACUGAUCCAAAUAUUCUCAAAGGUGUUAUUCUAAUUGCACUUUCAGCAGUAAUUAUAACUAUUCUAGUAAGUUUUAGAAAUACACCAAAAAUAAAUAUUCAAUUAUUUUCUUAUUAAAAUAAAAUUUCAGCUAUAUAUUUAUCUGUGCUAUGUUAUUUUCUCCAAAGUUCGAUCACAGCAAAAUCAAAUGAGCCGAAUUCAAAAAAAUUAUCAAAGAAAAGUUAUGCACGAUUUCACUAUUUCAUCAACUUUGAAGUGUUUUACUUUGGGAAGCUAUGGAUUUUGGUUGGUUUUUCAAUAUUUAUUCGAACCUUUUGGACAUAUCAAUUGUUUGUUUAUUGAUUUCCCAAAAACAUUGUUUUAUAACUAUUUUUUCAGAUUUAACUGUUGUUGCUCAUUCAAUUUUUAUAGGUUCUCCUAUUCCAGGAACACUUUUUAUGAUUUUUCAACAUCCAACUUAUCUGAAUAUUUUGUGCAAAAAGAAUAGAGUUCCAUCAUUAUUUCAAACCUCUUCCACUUAUUAA
Caenorhabditis angaria is the source of this 2479-nucleotide messenger RNA. Lineage: Eukaryota; Metazoa; Nematoda; Chromadorea; Rhabditida; Rhabditidae. The record is from the annotation of a GenBank genome assembly.